This is a messenger RNA of Pochonia chlamydosporia 170, 1485 nucleotides long. RefSeq names its product alpha-L-fucosidase. The transcript has 4 exons. Gene Ontology annotation, biological process: fucose metabolic process; glycoside catabolic process. The record is from RefSeq and is a predicted model, not a curated record. NCBI's taxonomy places the organism in Eukaryota, Fungi, Ascomycota, Sordariomycetes, Hypocreales, Clavicipitaceae. Gene Ontology annotation, molecular function: alpha-L-fucosidase activity. Gene Ontology annotation, cellular component: lysosome. The coding region runs from base 1 to 1485 and encodes 494 amino acids.
AUGGUUUCAAUCCGUCGACUUACACUUUUGUUCGCCUUUCCUGGUGUGAAGGCAGCAUGCCUCAACUCUCGUGAUGCAGGUUCGGGUUCACCUUGCAAGCCCAAGUACCGCAUCUCGCCAAUUGAUGGAUCAAAGAUUGCCCUGCCAACCAAAGAACAACUUGCGUUCCAAGAUUACGAAAUCGCGGCAUUAAUUCACUUUGACGUGGCAACAUGGCUCGAUGUUGACGGAUGCAACUAUGACCCAUCCUUGGUGCCAAAUGCUUCCCUAUUCAACCCUACAUUGCUAAAUACGAAUCAAUGGCUCGACAGCAUUACCUCUCUGGGGGCCAAGUUUGCUACAAUGGUUGUGAAGCACAAUUGCGGAUUCACAAGUUGGCCCAGCAAAGUUACAUUUGCCACUCGAGAUAGCAGCAACAAGAUCCGUUACAACUACACAACUGCUGACUCUCCCUUGAAGGGGCUGGAUGUUGCCAGGAACUUUGUCAACUCUGCAAAGAAGUACAAUGUUGGCCACGGUUUCUACUACAGUGUUGUUGUAAAUAACUUCCUCAACGUGCAGCAGUCCAAGGUCAGACCUGGCGAGUUAUCCCCUGGUCAGGUUGGGAUUACCGAUGCUAUAUACGAUGAGAUUGUCUUGGCUCAACUUACCGAGCUUUGGAGCAAUUACGGAAGCCUUACGGAGAUUUGGUUUGAUGGUGGUUACAGCGCCACUCAGAAAGACAAAAUUCAGAGCCUUCUGCAGGCCAAGCAGCCACAAGCAGUCAUUUUCAAUGGUUGCGAUGUUAACGGCACUUGCGUUUCCCCAAACUCGGUUCGUUGGAUCGGAAAUGAGAAGGGUUUGGCGCCUGAGGAGAAUUGGUCCACUGGCUUAGCAGACGGUGGUGACCCGACUAGCCCGCACUUUGUCCCUGCUGAAUGCGACACAACGCUCCAGACGGAAGGUCGUUGGUUUUUUGGGGUCGGGCAACCUCUGCGCUCAAUUGAAGAGAUGAUUGGUGUCUAUCACACAAGUGUUGGGAGAAACUGCCUGCUGGAGCUAGACUUUGCCCCAGAUCGCAGUGGGUUGAUUCCAGCAGACCAUGCCGCCCGGUACAAACAGCUUGGCGACUUCAUCAAAUCUUGUUACGGGAAGCCCAUAGGGAACAACAAGGGCAGCAGUAAGGGUAGAGGUGUUUACCACAUGGCCUUUGACUAUCCAACUGCUAUCGAUCGCAUCCAGUUGAUGGAAGACCAGACCAAUGGCCAAGUUAUUCGGUCAUACAAGGUCUAUGCAAAGAUUGUAGACAUCGGUGGCGUGAACGGUACUUUGGACGUGCCGUGGACUCUUGUCUCCAAUGGAACAAGCAUCGGUCACAAGAAGAUUGACAUUUUCGAGAAACCUGUCACCGUAGUCGAGGUGUUGGUGAACUCUACCUAUGUCGACGAGCCCAAGUGGAGGGACGUGUCAGUGCAUCUAUGCGACCAGUUGGUGGCAAAGAAGUAA